GAGCUAGCCUGAACCUCCAGGACCUCAGCCCUUCCAGGAGAAUCUGAUCCCAGGUGAGGGAGGUCACUUGGGGUGUGGCCCAGCAGGCAGGCGGGACUCCAGGCUGAGAACAGAAGUCAGCCCUGCUGGGGCUGGGAGCUGAAGGAGCUGUUCCUUUCUCACAGGUGUUAGACGAGGAAAAGUGAUCAUUGCCACACCAGGAGCUGAAGCCAUGGCCUCAAAGCCUGAGAAGAGGGUGGCAUCGUCUGUCUUUAUCACCCUGGCACCCCCACGCCGCAAUGUGGCUGUGGCGGAGGAAGUAAGGCAGGCGGUUUGUGAGGCCCGGCGUGGCCGCCCCUGGGCGGCUCCUGCCCCAGUGAAGACACCCGAGGCUGGCUUGGCGAGGAGGCCCAGCCCCUGGACACCCCCUGGCAAGGCUGCAACCACAGUGCCAGCUGCACCUCUGCAGCUUUCCAAUGGAGGAUGCCCACCCCCUCCUCCUGUCCUGGAUGGUGAGGAUGUGCUUCCUGACCUGGACCUCCUCCCGCCCCCUCCACCGCCCCCUCCGGUGCUCCUACCUUCUGAAGAGGAGGCUCCUGCUCCAAUGGGGACCUCACUCAUUGCAGACUUACAGCAGCUGCACCUGUCCCCGCCUCUGCCCCCGCCCCCACCACAGGCCCCAGCGGAGGGACCUUCAGUCCAGCCUGGUCCCCUCAGGCCCAUGGAGGAAGAGCUGCCACCUCCCCCAGCAGAACCUGUUGAGAAAGAGGCGUCCACAGACAUCUGUGCCUUCUGCCACAAGACCGUGUCCCCCCGAGAGCUGGCUGUGGAGGCCAUGAAAAGGCAGUACCAUGCCCAGUGCUUUACAUGCCGCACCUGCCGCCGCCAGCUGGCUGGACAGAGCUUCUACCAGAAGGAUGGGCGACCCCUCUGCGAACCCUGCUACCAGGACACGUUGGAGAAGUGCGGCAAGUGUGGCGAAGUGGUCCAGGACCACAUCAUCAGGGCCCUGGGCCAGGCCUUCCACCCCUCCUGCUUCACGUGUGUGACCUGCGCCCGGUGCAUUGGGGAUGAGAGCUUUGCCCUGGGCAGCCAGAACGAGGUGUACUGCCUGGAUGACUUCUACAGGAAAUUCGCCCCCGUCUGCAGCAUCUGUGAAAAUCCCAUCAUUCCUCGGGAUGGGAAAGAUGCCUUCAAAAUCGAGUGCAUGGGAAGAAACUUCCAUGAAAAUUGCUAUAGGUGUGAGGACUGCAGGAUCCUCCUGUCUGUUGAGCCCACGGACCAAGGCUGCUACCCCCUGAACAACCGUCUCUUCUGCAAGCCGUGCCACGUGAAGCGGAGUGCUGCGGGGUGCUGCUGAGUACCUGCUGGGCAGUGAAUGGACCACUAGCCCCGGCUGGGGCCCUUCCCUGAGUUGGUUUCCCUUCCUGACCUGCUCUUGCACACUUUCCUUCUGAGCCUCCAUGGGGACCAGCCUGCAAGUCGGCCUAGCCUGUCCAGGAUACAGUGGGGCUGAGUACCCCCAGGCCUUCCACUCCUCCUCUACCCUCUGGGCAUCAGAAGGCUCCUGGACUAUGAGCAUCACCCCCAGAAUUCCCUGCUGACCCCACCCCACUUCCAGGGAAAAGCUGGGGGAAGUUGGACCCUUCUCACUGACUAGCUGUCUGGUAGGGGUGCUGGGACCAGCCUGGCUUGCAGGGUUGAGCUAUUUGAGGAACAACUCCAAGGUUCCUUAGAAAGGGCUUUUUAGAGGCUGGGCAGGGUGGCUUACGCUUGUAAUCUCAGCACUUUGGGAGGCCAAGGUGGGUGGAUCAUUUUGAGAUCAGGAAAGACCAGCCUGGCCAACAUGAUGAAACCCUGUCUCUACUAAAAAUACAAAAACUAGCCGGGCAUGGUAGCAGGUGCCUGUAAUCCCAGCUACUAGGGAAGCUGAGGCAGGAGAAUCUCUUGAACCUGGGAGGCAGAGGUUGCAGUGAGAUUGCACUGCAGCCUGGGUGACAAGAGGGGAACUCUGUCUCAAAAAAAAAAGUGCUUUUUAGACUGGGCGUGGUGGCUCAUGCCUGUAAUCCCUGCACUUUGGGAGGCCAAAGCAGGCAGAUCACUUGAGGUCAGAAGUUUGAGACCAGCCUGGGCCAAUAUGGGGAAACCCUGUUUUUAUUAAAAAUACAAAAAUUAGCUGGGUGUGGUGGCUCGCACCUAUAAUC
Messenger RNA from Mandrillus leucophaeus (drill), 2183 nucleotides. RefSeq names its product filamin binding LIM protein 1 (gene FBLIM1). Gene Ontology annotation, cellular component: stress fiber; focal adhesion. The transcript is spliced from 8 exons. Bases 212 to 1339 code for a protein of 375 amino acids. Gene Ontology annotation, molecular function: filamin binding. NCBI's taxonomy places the organism in Eukaryota, Metazoa, Chordata, Mammalia, Primates, Cercopithecidae. Gene Ontology annotation, biological process: cell-cell adhesion. The record is from RefSeq and is a predicted model, not a curated record.